Magnusiomyces paraingens is the source of this 711-nucleotide messenger RNA. RefSeq lists its product as uncharacterized. Gene Ontology annotation, molecular function: peroxiredoxin activity. Bases 1 to 711 code for a protein of 236 amino acids. The record is from RefSeq and is a predicted model, not a curated record. The transcript has a single exon. Gene Ontology annotation, biological process: cellular oxidant detoxification; cellular response to oxidative stress; cell redox homeostasis. Gene Ontology annotation, cellular component: cytosol; mitochondrion. NCBI's taxonomy places the organism in Eukaryota, Fungi, Ascomycota, Dipodascomycetes, Dipodascales, Dipodascaceae.
AUGUCAAUUCCUGCUCCUAAUAACGGUACCCUGCGUCUGGGAUCAAAGGCUCCUGAUUUCACUUCUGACUCGUCUAAUGGCCCUAUCAACUUUUACGAAUGGGCUGGUGAUUCAUGGGUGGUUUUAUUUUCUCACCCUGAUGAUUUCACACCCGUCUGCACAACUGAACUCGGAGCCUUUGCACGUCUGCAACCCGAAUUCACUAAACGUGGAGUCAAACUCAUUGGUCUGUCAGCCAACGGUACUGAAUCCCACAAUGCCUGGAUUCGUGACAUUAAUGAGCUGAGCAACACAAACUUGACUUUCCCCAUUAUUGCUGACCCAGAACGUAAAGUCGCCCAAUUGUACGAUAUGAUUGAUUUCCAAGAUGCAACCAAUCUUGACGACAAGGGUGUCCAACUUACUAUCCGUUCAGUCUUUAUCAUUGACCCUAAAAAGACUAUUCGUCUUAUUCUCUCCUACCCUGCCUCCACCGGUCGUAACACUGCUGAAGUCCUGCGUGUUGUUGAUUCACUCCAGACAGGUGAUAAGCACCGUGUUACUACCCCCAUUAACUGGACUCCUGGUGAGGAUGUUAUUGUCCACCCUAGUGUUUCCAAUGACGAGGCACAGACCAUUUUCCCCAAAUUCCGCAUUGUCAAGCCUUACCUGCGCUUCACACCUUUGGAUCUUAAUGACUCUGAUCCUAACUCGCGUUCUCCUAAGCUUUAA